AUCUGUUACAAAAGAAGCCCAUUUAUAUGCAUCUCGUCACCACCACUUGAACCAAUCUCCGAUCUGAAUGAGCGGCAGCGAGGGAAGCUCGGGACAUUCCGCCGGAGAUCCGCCACCUCCGGCCGCCGUGAAGAAGAAGGACAAGGCGAAAGUCAGCCGGACGUCGUUAAUCCUGUGGCACGCGCACCAGAAUGAUCCAGCGGCGGUGCGAAAACUGCUGGAGGAAGAUCGCUCGCUCGUUCAAGCUAGAGAUUACGAUAAUCGAACUCCGCUUCAUGUUGCGUCACUUCACGGUUGGAUCGAAGUCGCUAAAUGCUUGAUUGAGUACGGUGCUGAUGUUAACGCGCAGGAUCGGUGGAAAAAUACGCCUCUAGCUGAUGCAGAAGGAGCUAGAAAACAUAAUAUGAUUGAGUUACUAAAGUCGUAUGGUGGCCUGUCAUAUGGACAAAAUGGAAGCCAUUUUGAACCAAGACCCGUGCCACCACCCCUUUCAAAUAAGUGCGACUGGGAAAUUGACCCGCAAGAGCUGGAUUUCACAAACUCCCACUUAAUAGGCAAGGGAUCAUUUGGUGAGAUUGUAAAAGCAUGUUGGCGUGGAACACCUGUAGCUGUCAAACGUAUACUUCCAAGUCUAUCAGAUGACAAAUUAGUGAUUCAGGACUUCAGGCAUGAGGUGAAUUUGCUGGUCAAACUUCGCCACCCUAAUAUAGUGCAGUUUCUUGGAGCUGUAACCGAAAAGAAACCGUUAAUGCUGAUAACUGAGUAUCUGCGAGGGGGUGAUCUUCAUCAGUGCCUAAAGGGAAAGGGUGCACUAAGCCCAGCAACAGCUGUAAACUUCGCUUUAGACAUGGCCAGAGGCAUGGCUUAUCUUCACAAUGAGCCUAAUGUCAUCAUUCAUAGGGACCUAAAACCAAGGAAUGUUCUUUUAGUCAAUUCAAAUGCAGAUCAUUUAAAAGUCGGAGACUUUGGACUUAGCAAGCUUAUUAGGGUUCAAAAUUCUCACGAUAUUUACAAGAUGACCGGCGAGACUGGCAGCUAUCGUUACAUGGCUCCUGAAGUCUUCAAGCACCGUAAAUACGACAAAAAGGUUGACGUGUUCUCAUUUGCAAUGAUAUUAUAUGAGAUGCUUGAAGGUGAGCCACCAUUAUCGAAUCUUGAAGCUUAUGAAGCAGCAAAAUAUGUGGCAGAAGGACACAGGCCUAUAUUUAAGUCAAAAGGUUACACUCCUGAACUGAAAGAAUUGACGGAGAACUGCUGGGCGGCGGAUAUGAACAAGAGACCGUCGUUUUUGGAUAUCUUAAAAAGGCUUGAAAAAAUCAAGGAAACAAUACAACCAGAUCAUCAUUGGCAUAUUUUUACAUGACCAACAAACACAUCAUCCUUUUAUGAACAUAUUCAAGUCCAAAUUCUGACUUUGAUAAAGAUGAAUGCAGUUUUAGAAAAAUGACUUUGAUUAAGGAAUUUCAAGAAAUCUUGAUUCGAAUAAUGAAAUCUUACGGUUAGUUGUAGCUUGGAAGCACAUUUUCUUGCCUGCUUUUUAUAAUUCUUUUUUGUACAUGCUAUAUUGAUCAAGUUUCUUUAAUCUUUGAAAGAUAUUGCUGCUAAUGUGAUAAA
Molecule: messenger RNA, 1614 nt
Organism: Helianthus annuus (common sunflower)
Lineage: Eukaryota; Viridiplantae; Streptophyta; Magnoliopsida; Asterales; Asteraceae
Product: integrin-linked protein kinase 1
Exons: 11
Coding region: 68-1363 (431 amino acids)
Biological process (GO): protein phosphorylation
Molecular function (GO): ATP binding; protein kinase activity; protein binding
Source: RefSeq, a predicted model, not a curated record